ACAAGGUAACUCUUUAGAUUUUUCACCGUUAUUUUCUCGAUUUCUGCGGAUUCUGCGGCGUUCGCACACACAAUUUUCACAAUCCACGCGCUCUCGGAUGUGUAUAAUCCAUAUUUUGUUUUCAUUUUUCAUUCGAUCCAACCGACACGCUUUUUCCUUGCUGUCUCGGCCUCAUCCUCCUUCAUUUCCUCGCAUUCUCUGUUCCUGCCGUCGGUGCGACCUGUAAUCCGCUGGAUCUCCGGAGAAUUUCAUUGAUACAGACACGAUUCUGUUGAUUUUCGCCCCCAAAAACCUCGAAACCACUUUUGAUCGGGGGUCGAUCGAGAUCGAGCGCUUCUUAGUUCUGUUACGGCUGUUACUGCGUCGGUUCCGUUCGAUUUUCGUCUCGAAUGAAUGAAUCACGGCUUUAAGACAUUUUCAUCGUCGGCGGUUAUCGCGCAUUGGAUCCCUAAAAGCAGCAAUUGCCGGAAUUAAUUUGGGGAUUUGGUAAGGCGGCAUUGUGUAUGGGGCUGUGGUUGUGAUGUGUGCGGCUAAGGUUGGUGAGGAGAGCGGCAACAACCAUAAGAGGAGGCGGAGACGCUGGGAAAUAAUGGGGCUGAAAACGGCGUCGUUUGGAGGGGAUAGAUUAGAGAAGCUCGGCAAUGGCGGUGGAAUGGUGUCGAGAUCGAGGAUGAAGCUGUGGCUGAUAAGGGCUAUGACUUCGAUUCUUUUGUGGACCUGCAUAGUUCAGUUAACAUCUUUGAGUGAAAGCUGGGGGCCUCGAGUAUUGAAGGGUUGGCCUUCUUGUUUUUCGCAAGAAUCCGCGGCUGCCGCCGUCAUUGCUGAUGUUCAUUCCUUGCCGGAGCUUCCUGUUAGAGUUCUUCCGCCUAAGAGGUUUUACAAGAACAACGGGUAUCUUAUGGUUUCGUGUAAUGGAGGGCUUAAUCAAAUGCGAGCUGCGAUAUGCGACAUGGUUGCCAUAGCGAGAGAUCUCAAUGUAACGUUGAUAGUUCCCGAACUCGACAAGACCUCAUUUUGGAACGACCCGAGUGAGUUUCAAGACAUAUUCGACGUGGAUCAUUUUAUUACAUCGUUGAGAGACGAAGUACGGAUACUCAAGGAGCUUCCUCCGAGGGUCAAGAGGAGAGUCGAGCUCGGGAUUGUCUAUACAAUGGCGCCUAUCAGCUGGUCGGACAUCUCUUACUAUCGCAAUCAGAUUCUUCCUCUUAUUCAGAAACAUAAAGUCGUGCAUUUGAAUCGAACGGAUGCCCGUCUUGCAAACAAUAACCAGCCUAAGGAAAUUCAGAGGCUUCGUUGCAAAGUAAACUUCAGCGCUCUGAAAUUUACUCAUCAGAUUGAAGAAUUGGGUCGAAAGGUUAUCAGUAUAUUACGGAGAAAGGGCCCUUUUUUAGUGCUUCAUCUACGGUACGAAAUGGACAUGUUAGCGUUUUCGGGAUGCACGCAGGGUUGCAAUGCUGAAGAAGCCGAUGAGCUAACAAGAAUGAGAUACGCGUACCCGUGGUGGAAGGAGAAGAUAAUCGACUCGGACAUGAAAAGAAAAGAAGGUUUAUGUCCGUUGACGCCUGAGGAAACGUCGCUCACAUUGCAGGCGCUGGGAAUCGAUCGGAAUAUUCAAAUCUACAUUGCUGCUGGAGAGAUAUAUGGUGGGCAAAGACGACUGUCCCGACUUACGGCAUCCUAUCCAAAUUUGGUGAGGAAGGAGACGCUGUUGGAGCCAUCGGACCUGCGGUUUUUCCAAAACCACUCGUCUCAAAUGGCUGCCCUCGACUAUCUCGUCUCGUUGGAGAGCGAUAUCUUUAUCCCCACGUACGAUGGUAACAUGGCUAAAGUUGUCGAGGGACAUCGUAGAUUCCUCGGGUACAAAAAAACCAUUCUACUCGACCGAAGGCUGCUAGUCGACUUAAUAGACAAGUACAACUCGGGAUCGCUCUCUUGGGAAGAAUUCUCGACUGCAGUUAAAAGUGCGCACGGCGAACGAAUGGGAAAACCAUCCAAACGAUCGGUGAUCCCGGAUAGACCUAAAGAAGAGGAUUAUUUUUACGCCAACCCUCACGAAUGUCUGCAACCACAAGAGUACGAACCACUAACCACCAUUUAGUUAUCGAACGGCCGCUGUAAUAUUUUGGAUAGUUUCGCGCAUGAAAUCAUCUGCAGCUGCGGAUGAUGGAUCGAUGGAUUGGAUUUAAAUCCUGACAGUCCUCAAGAAAAGUGGCGCCGUAAAGGAUAAAUGGUUAUAAAGAGGAGGGCUCAAACAAAACGGCGCAAAAGAGGUACUGCAGUAACUAGAUUAUGCUCCUUCGUUGGUUUUUUUACCCCUCAGAAGUCGAUUAUUCGUUCUGUGCAUAGAAUUCACAUCCGUUGCCAUUCGCGCGGGUUAUAUAUAUAUAUAUUAUUGACUGGUUUUGCGCCGCGAGUGAUGCGAUCGCGCAGUUUUCUUAUUGCUGGACUAUUGAUCUUGCGCGGUUUCGAUAAUUUUAGCCUUGAAUCUGUUGAUGAUCUAUUUGAGCUGUUUUUGAUUUUUUUGGAUAUUAUGUAUCAGUUUUUUUAACUGCCAAUUUUUUAGAUUUAUUGGUGAAGAUUAUUAACAAUGAAUCAUCUCUAUGAAUAAUGCAUUGCUUGUAAGAAGGCUCUCUUUUUGUGUGUGAUAUCCAUUGUUGAAUU
Andrographis paniculata is the source of this 2661-nucleotide messenger RNA. Its product is annotated as rhamnogalacturonan I rhamnosyltransferase 1-like. NCBI's taxonomy places the organism in Eukaryota, Viridiplantae, Streptophyta, Magnoliopsida, Lamiales, Acanthaceae. Bases 521 to 2098 code for a protein of 525 amino acids. The record is from RefSeq and is a predicted model, not a curated record. The transcript is spliced from 8 exons. Gene Ontology annotation, cellular component: cytoplasm.